AUGGAUCCCAGAGCCUGGGCUAAAGACCUGACCGGCUACUUUCUCUUCGUUCUCUUCACCGCCACGCUGGGCCCGCUGCUCUUUGGCUUCCAUCUGGCCGAGCUCAACGCCCCCGAGGACGUCAUCAGGUGCAAGAAGCCCGUCGAUGCCUCCGCCGCCCCCAAGCUGCCCCAAUGUAUGCCCAUGGACCCCGCACAAUGGGGGCUCGUCAGCUCCAUCUUCACUCUUGGCGGCCUUAUCGGUGCUCUAUCCGCCGGCCCCGUGGCGUCCAAGUACGGACGCCUAAGAUGCAUGCAUCUCACUACCAUCUUCUUCGUGAUUGGUCCUGUGUUUGAAGCCCUUUCCCCCAGUUCUAGCGUCCUCGCGCUUGGCCGCUUUAUUUCAGGCAUAGGUGCAGGCGCUUCCGUCGUGGUAGUACCCAUCUAUAUCUCGGAGAUCGCGCCGCCCGCUGAGCGGGGUUUCUUUGGUGCUUUUACGCAGAUCACGUGCAACUGUGGCAUCCUUUUGACCCAACUUCUUGGAUACUUCUUUAGUCAUGAUUCCAUGUGGAGACUCAUUCUUGCAGUUGGCGGUGUUGUUGGUAUCGUUCAGGCUGUCGGUCUAGUUCUUGGUGUUGAAAGCCCGAAAUGGCUGGCAGACCAAGGCCAUCCAUCUGCAGCCAAGAAGAAUCUUCGCAAGAUUAGGGGAUCUGACGCCAACAUCACCGAGGAGAUCAGCGGAUGGGGCGUCGACAACGUUGACCAGAUGAGUGACGAGGAGGAAACUCUGCUUCACAGUGAUGAUCGUGCGUCUCUUCAUAGCGGCGCGUCCAAGGACAAGAAUUCCAGAGAGAGCCUUAGCAUGUUCCAAGUUCUCAGACACCCAGACACGAAGAAAGCUACCUUUGCAGUCAUGGUCGUCAUGGUCGCACAGCAAUUCUCAGGCAUCAACACCAUCAUAAUGUAUGGUGUUUCUCUCCUUUCCACCCUCCUCUCCGCCAAUAGUGCCCUCCUCAACCUUUUUGUCUCGGCUGUCAACAUCGUUGUCACCACCGGUUGCGCCCCGCUCAUCGAGCGCCUCGGCCGCAAAACCUGCCUCAUCAGCUCCAUCGCUGGUAUGGGAACCUCGGCACUCCUUAUCGGAAUCUCCAUCAUUCGCGUUAUCCCAAUCCUUUCCGCCAUUGCCGUCGUCACCUUCGUUGCCUCUUUCGCCCUGGGACUCGGCCCUGUCCCUUUCAUCCUCGCGUCCGAACUUGUGGGCCCCGAGGCUGUUGGUGCCACUCAGAGCUGGGCGCUUGCUGCAAAUUGGAUCGCGACGUUCAUCGUGGCACAGUUCUUCCCCAUGCUGAAGGCUAAGAUGGGUGGUUAUGUGUUCUUCAUUUUCACGGCGCUGGCGGUUGGCUUUGGUGCGUUCGUCGCUCUUGUGGUGCCCGAGACGAAGGGAAAGAAGGAUGCGGAUGAGGUUCCCUCGCCUUUGAUGGACUACAAACCGCUCUGUUCGGAUGGCAGCGACAUUCGGGUGCUGCAGAUCAUCCCAGAUACCAAACCCGCUCAUGGCAUGGUACACUGCCGACUCAAGCACAUUCAGUUCAAGAAAUCAACUUCCAAAGCAGGAGAGCCCAGAGCACGCCAUGGUCAGUGGAUUCCAUCCGAGCAACCAGGGGUCAUCGAGCUCGAUCCCAAACGCACCGGGGCUGCUGCGACAGACAGUCUCUGGGACCCGAGCAAAGUUCCAGAUGAACCAGCCACUGCGAGCUCAAAAAUCGACUUGAACGCGGAUGAGAUCUGGCAGCGGGGUCCCGAACACGUCCUGGUCGAAGACGGAGACUUCGCCGCGCUGUCGUACGUGUGGGGCGACCCGUCCAAGACCAAAGACAUCUCCGUCGACGGCAACAUCGUGCAGGUUACGGAAAACCUCGAGGCGGCGCUGCGCCAGCUCCGCGGACGUUUGCCGUGGGUCCGAAAGCAGGAGAAGGACGACGACGACGACGAGGGGGGAGAAAAGGAGAGCAUCGGCAUAUGGGUAGACGCGCUCUGCAUCAACCAGAACGACCUCGCGGAGCGCUCGAGGGAGGUCGCGCGGAUGCGCGACAUCUACGCCUCGGCCUGGGAGGUCGUCACAUGGCUGGGCCAGGCGUCUGCGGACAGCGACCUCGCCAUGGUGGCCGUCGAGUGGCUCAGCAGCUGCGUGGAAUCCGGGCGGGGCCUGGAAGGCUUCUACCGCGAGACGCGGACGGUGGACAUGCGUCCGCUAUUCAUAAAAUGGUCCAGGCAAAUCAGUCCGAUGCGCAAGCAGGCUUACAGGGCGCUGUACGAUCUGUUUGCGAGACCGUACUGGCGGCGGCUGUGGAUUCUUCAGGAGAUCGCGCUGGCAUCUCCCUCGUCGCCCGUCAUUUGCGGCUCUAGGGGCGUUACGUGGCGGCAUGUUUUUCGCGCGGCGGCGCUUAUCCAGGCGGAUGAGUGUAGAUUGGGUUGGGAUGUUUUGGAGGCUGCGGGCUCGAAGUUUGGAGGAUUCGACUGGGACUUCACCGCGGAUCGAUUGCCAUCAGGCCAUACUGACACUUUGUCCUCUGAGAAGCUAUGGAAACUGUUGUUGGAGAUCGAAAUUCUGCAGGGGAUUCAGCAUAGCAGCUCCCCGAUCGAGACCCCAAAUGUCCUGCGGACCCUCAGCUUGAGCCGGGAUGCUCAGGCCACGAACGAGAAGGACAAAGUGUAUGGGUUCGCACGAGACGCUCUCGAAGAUGAUGCCAGCCAAAUGGAAAUCCGGAUUGCUGGGGCCAAGCGCGGGGCACGUUGA
This is a messenger RNA of Lasiodiplodia theobromae, 2775 nucleotides long. RefSeq names its product MFS glucose transporter. The record is from RefSeq and is a predicted model, not a curated record. Gene Ontology annotation, cellular component: membrane. The transcript is spliced from 5 exons. NCBI's taxonomy places the organism in Eukaryota, Fungi, Ascomycota, Dothideomycetes, Botryosphaeriales, Botryosphaeriaceae. Gene Ontology annotation, biological process: monosaccharide transmembrane transport. Bases 1 to 2775 code for a protein of 924 amino acids. Gene Ontology annotation, molecular function: hexose transmembrane transporter activity.